This is a messenger RNA of Schizophyllum commune H4-8, 1012 nucleotides long. RefSeq lists its product as uncharacterized. The transcript is spliced from 3 exons. The record is from RefSeq and is a predicted model, not a curated record. The coding region runs from base 198 to 818 and encodes 206 amino acids. NCBI's taxonomy places the organism in Eukaryota, Fungi, Basidiomycota, Agaricomycetes, Agaricales, Schizophyllaceae.
GAAUAGGUCAGGAUCAUGAGCAAGGUGAAGAGGGAAGCGAAACGGGGCUCAGAAUACAUAGUCGACGCUAUGGGGAGGGAAGACAUUGUACUCAGAUUGACGGCGAGCUUCCGAUCUCGAACUCAAGGCGCGCAAGAUGCAGACAUGAGAAUGAGUAGUGUGAACUCGUAUACUGCGUGCAUUGGACCAGGAGGGGCAUGGUGGGGCGUCGGGGAAGCCAGCCGAUGCUGAAGAGUCGAGGAGCGAGCGCCGCGGUUGACGAUGACGGCCGGAAACAAGGACCAACGUCGGACCCACAACCGCCAAAGCCGGAUGCGGCAGUCGCCGAGACGCGUUCCCACCGCUUGAUCAGCGCGCCCAUCAUCGACCGCGGCGAUUAUCCUCCACCCCUCCCUCGUAGUACGAGAUCUACAUACGAAAUGGUAUAUUCUGCUCAUCCAAGCUCAUCGCGACUGAGGAGACCUGGCAAAUCACGCAAGCGAUUUGCCGAAGACGUCGAUAGUAAGAGCACUGUGCCGAUAUCAGGCGGCCGGGGCCCGGUACGAGACAGCAACGCGAGCGUGACUUGCCGACAGGCUCAAGACGCCAAGAAUACGAAGGGAAUAGGCACAGACCUUUGGUACAUCCCGAACGGCGUUCCUCAGCAUAUCAACACGGCUCCCCCUCGACGGCCAACUUCCAUCGCCUCGUCGGCAAUUCUGAGGUCCAGGCCCUUGAAACACGGAGCUUCGGACAUGGCGCGCCCGACCGAACUUUGUGGCUGUCGAGGGGAGCGGCGAUGCCGGCGAGGGAAGCGCGGACGCCGGCUCGCGAUUUAGCUUGUUUGUGGGGAGCGGUCGUACAGCGCUGGGCAGCUGGCAGGUACAGACAUCGAACGGUGAGUAGAAUCAGUCAAGCAGUCCGCGGUCCGCGUUAGCGAGGUCGCCAGAAAUAGUCUGAUCUUUUGACUUUCGCCGCGCUGGCUAAAAGCCUGCUAUAUGCGGUAACCUGGAUUUCAACCGCCAUCCUCGCU